AUGUUAUUCUUCUUUUUUAUUCUUCUUAGUUUAUUUAAUUCUAUUUUGUCACUCGAUAAUGGACUUGGUAAAACACCACAAAUGGGAUGGAAUAGUUGGAAUCAUUUUGGAUGUAAUAUUAAUGAAACAGUAAUACGUCAAACAGCUGAUGCAUUGAUAGCUACUGGUUUAGCUAAAGCUGGUUAUAAUUAUAUUAAUGUCGACGAUUGUUGGGCAUCAUCACGUGAUCCACAAACAAAAUUUAUUAUUCCUGAUCCAAAUGGAUUUCCAUCUGGUAUGGCAUCAUUAGCUGAUUAUGUUCAUUCACGUGGUCUUUUAUUUGGUCUUUAUUCGGAUGCUGGAAUUUCGACUUGUGCUGGUCGACCAGGUUCCUAUGGCUAUGAAGAAAUCGAUGCACAUAUUUAUGCACAAUGGAAAGUUGAUUAUCUGAAAUAUGAUAAUUGUAAUUCUAAACCAACAAAUAAAACAAUUAAAGAACGUUAUGAACGUAUGCGUGAUGCAUUAAAUCAUACAGGUAGACCAAUAUUUUAUUCUGCAUGCGAAUGGGGUGAAAUGUUACCUGCAUUAUGGUUUCGUUCGGUUGCUAAUUCAUGGCGAACAACUCCAGAUAUUAUUGAUACAUGGUUAUCAAUGUUAUUUAAUAUUGAUAUUAAUGAUUUAUUUGCUGAUUAUGCAGCACCACACGGUUUCAAUGAUCCAGAUAUGUUAGAAAUUGGUAAUGGUGGUAUGACAUUAAAUGAAUAUCGUACACAUAUGAGUCUUUGGUCAAUAGCUAAAUCACCAUUACUUAUUGGUUGUGAUGUACGUAAUAUAUCAAAAGAAAGUUUAGAAAUUUUAACAAAUUCCGAAGUUAUUGCUGUUAAUCAAGAUCCACUUGGUGUACAAGGAAAAAAAAUACGUAUUGAUCUUGAUCAUGAUACAGAAAUAUGGGCUGGACCAUUAGUUGAUGGAUCAAAAGUUGUGAUUACAUUUAAUCGUGCAGAUAAUAUUGCCGACAAAAUUUUAGUCUUAUUUACUGAUUUAGGUUGGAAUUCAACAACUACAGUUAAUAUUCGAGAUCUUUGGUUACAUAAGGAUCUUGGAGAAUUUAAAGGAAAUUACACAGCUUACAAUAUUGAAUCACAUGGUGUUGAAAUGCUUAAAAUGACUCCUGUUAUGUUAUAA
Adineta steineri is the source of this 1164-nucleotide messenger RNA. NCBI's taxonomy places the organism in Eukaryota, Metazoa, Rotifera, Eurotatoria, Adinetida, Adinetidae. The record is from the annotation of a GenBank genome assembly.